AUGUCAGACCAGCACUUUCCAACGCGACCUGUAGAUCGAGAAAAAGCUGAACAUGAUUUAGCACAGAACCUCAGGAAAGCAACAAGCAUUGACGAAACUGCACCAAAGCAAAAACACGUUCGAAGCGCGAUUCUAUAUACCUGGGAUCAUCACACUUCGCAGUCGAUAUGGACUGGCCUAAAAGUCCAACCGAUAUUAGCAGACGAAGUGCAAACAUUUAAAGCUUUAAUCACAGUUCAUAAAGUCAUUCGAAAUGGUCACCCUAUUACUCUGAAAGAGGCUCAAAAUGAGAUACAUUGGCUUGAAACGUGUGCUCGUUCUGUCACCGGUGACGGGGUUAAAGGUUACGGUACUCUGAUUCGAGCUUAUGUUAGUUUUUUAUUGGCGAAAUUGAAUUAUCAUAGACUUCAUCCGGAGUUCAAUGGCAAUUUUGAUUACGAAGAAUAUGUUUCUUUGAAAGGUGUUGAUGAUCCUAAUGAGGGAUAUGAGACAAUCAACGAUUUGAUGAAUCUUCAGGAACAGAUCGAUCAAUUCCAAAAGUUGAUUUUUGCUCAAUUUCGACCUUCGUCUAAUAAUGAAUGUCGUAUCGCUGCGUUAAUACCACUAGUAGAAGAGAGCUAUGGGAUUUAUAAUUUCAUGACAAGCAUGCUUCGAGCUAUGCAUCGACGUACUGAUGCUAUUGACGCGCUCGUUCCUCUUCGAGAUAGAUACAAUGCUCAACAUUAUAAAUUAAUAAAAUUUUAUUACGAGUGUAAGAAUCUAAAAUAUCUGACGAGUCUCAUAAAUGUACCAACAUUGCCACAGGAUCCCCCUACAUUACUUGAUGGAGUUGGUGUACCUUCACUGCCUAAAAGACCUGUUCCAAAAUCGCCUGCUCCUUCUUCGAUUAAUUCUGAACCGGAUUCGGUACAAGAUUCAUGGAAAGAAAAAUUUGAGAGACAAAAACAACUUUAUGAAGAACAACAACGUCAAUUGCAACAGCAACGCGAACUUGAACUUCAGCAACAGCGUUUAUUGGAGAUUCAACGACAGAGAGAACUUGAGGAACAACAAAGGCAGCAACAAGAACGAGAACGGAUUGCCAGAGAGCAAUUGAUACAACAACAAAUACAGCGACAAGCACAAGGACGCGUUGCUGAAUUGGAACAAGAGCUGCUUGCUGCUAGAGGUGUUACAGAGAGAAACCAAAUGUUGUUAGAACAAUACGAUAGGAGGGUUAAGGCUUUAGAAAACGAGAUGAAUCAGUUAAACCUUAAUGCUCAAAAGCAACUUGCCUCCAAAGAUGACAUGAUUAAAAAUUUACAGGAUCAAAUCUUAAUGUGGAAAAACAAGUAUGAAGCUUUGGCAAAACUAUAUUCACAACUUCGCCAAGAACAUCUUGAACUUCUUAACAAAUUCAAAGCAGCACAAUUAAAAGCCAAUUCAGCACAAGAAGCUAUAGAUAAAAUGGAGAGAAUGGAACGGGACAUAAGGGCCAAAAAUUUAGAACUGGCAGAUAUGAUCCGCGAGAGGGAUCGCGCCCGGCACGAGCUUGAUCGAUUAAAGAGCAGCCAACGUGAAGAUUUAGAAAGAGUAAAGCGUGACCUGUCAUUGGCCAAUGAUCGUGCUGAAGAACUAGCUCGAUCAAAAAGCAAUGAAAUUGGAGCUAUGAUGGCAAAAUUUAAUAAAGAGAAACAAGAAUUAGAAGAUUCGAUAAGAACAAAACAAUCUUAUAUAGAUGAUUUAUUGAAUCGGGUGGAAGAAAAGCAAAAUGAGAUUGAUCGUGUUACACAAGAAAAAGAUGUCGAGAUAGCUAUUAUGCAGUCAGCUAUGGAUCAAAGUUUAUCAGCUUUGGCUAAAGAAAGACAGACAAGCACAAGUACUGAAAAAGACAUUCAAGAUAAAAUUGAGAAUUUAUUAUUGGAUCAUUUGAGAAAUCUUAAUGAUAUUCUUGACAGCAUCUUCCAAACAUCUAUUCAAAAAAUCGAUGAUAGCAUAUACGAAUUGGAAUCACCAAUGCAGGCUGGGAAUCAGAAUUCCACCCCCGAAUAUACUUUAUCAAUGAUAGAGAAAGCAACAACGCAAACAUCCGAAUUUUCAUUUACUUUCCAACAAUUUUUGAAAAAUGAUCGAACAAAAGAUCAUACAGAAGUUAUUAAAAGCGCCACCAAUUUCGCACAGUCUAUUUCGGAGGUACUUUAUAAUGCAAAAGGAGUAACACGGUUAGCAGGGGAAGAUGAUGAAAUAAGCGAAGAAAUUGUACGAACAACCAAAAUGGCAGCACAAAUGGCACAAAAAUUCCUGUUGAACGUUCAAUCAUAUAAAUUGGAUGCUUUACCUGCUAAUCAACGAUCGCAAGUUGUGUUGCAAGGUGAAAUGGAUGUCCAAGUAGCUUUACAGAAAGUAUCGAAAUUGACCGAAGGACUUUCUAAACAAAAUGUGGACGUUGCUAAAGCUACUGAUGGUGAGGUUGGCAACAUGGUUGAACAAGAAAUGUUAAACGCCGCGAAAGUUAUAGAAGAUGCAACGGCGAGAAUUCAGGCACUUAUGUCAAGACCUCGUGAUGCUGGUCUCUCUGCUACCGAAUUGCACGUGCACGAUGCAAUUCUUGAAUCCGCUCUAGCGAUCACCAAUGCAAUAGCAAACCUUAUUAAACGUGCUACGGAUUCGCAACAAGAAAUUGUAGCCGCUGGACGAGGUUCUAGUACGCACGCCGCGUUUUACAAGAAAAAUAAUCGAUGGACAGAAGGCCUUAUUUCUGCAGCUAAAGCUAUUGCCAUUGCAACCAAUCUCCUUAUAGAAACAGCUGAUGGUGUAAUUCAUGGACGAAACUCACUCGAACAGCUUAUUGUGGCUUCAAACGAAGUAGCUGCUGCGACUGCUCAACUAGUGGCUGCUUCUCGUGUCAAAGCCGACUUUAUGUCUAAAUCUCAAGAUCGUCUUGAGCUCGCUUCAAAAGCUGUAACUGAGGCAUGUAAAGCACUAGUAAAGGCAGUAAAGGCCAUCGCUGCCAAGCAGUUAGAAGCCAAAGAAGCUUCUAUCGAUUAUGCAAGGCUAGCUCCUCACGAUUUCAAGGUUAAGGAAAUGGAACAACAAGUAGAGAUUCUUAAGCUUGAAAAAGAACUGACAAAUGCUCGUAGAAAAUUAGCUGACAUGAGGAAAGUUAGCUAUCAUGCAGACGAAGAUUAA
Messenger RNA from Ambispora leptoticha, 3168 nucleotides. The record is from the annotation of a GenBank genome assembly. NCBI's taxonomy places the organism in Eukaryota, Fungi, Glomeromycota, Glomeromycetes, Archaeosporales, Ambisporaceae.